UUCCGCGGCUGCCUGCUGCUUCUGCUGAGACGACUCGGAGCAAGUACGUAAAAUUGAUCCCCAAAUCCUCUCACGGCAGCACGGCCUCCCGCUCCCACAAGCGGCGGCCGGCGGGACGAACGUGGGGUUGGCGGCGGCCAAAGCACGCACUUCCAGUGCACUGCGGCCGUACGCGCUCGCCAGGUCGAGCCGACAAGGCCGGCGGAGCCAGGUCCAGCUGGAGGAGCCGAGGGAGUCCGACCCCCUCAGCUGCACUCAAGGUGUUCGUCGGAUUGCCUCCCCGGCUCAAGUGGCCGAACGUUCGGUGCUUCCUUGGUGGCACGCGCCUGUAGCACGGGUGGUCACAGCACCCAGCAAGGGGCGGGCGGAAGAGGCGAGGAGAGGGUGCUUCGCCGGCCAUGUCAUCUCUGGCGAGCCGGCCGCCUCUCUCCGCGCUGCCAGACGGCGUUUCCCUGGCACCGGCAUUGGUGAAGAAGACCGUCGGCGCCAAGUUCCUUCGCAGCAGCAGCAGCUUUGGCCGUCGGUUUACUGCUCGGGUCUCUUGCGCGCGGCCAUCCAGCAGAGGUCUCGCCAAGGAAUGUAAGCAGCAGGCGUAUGAAGAGGACGCCGCUGCGGAUCAUGAAGAUGGGACUUUGGAAUGGGGCAAGGACGAGGUUGAAGCCAUCUCGGCGCUGUUUGCCCGUCCGAUGCGCUGGAGGCCGGUGAAGCCGCCAAACCCGGCGGCACAGCGGCCUCUCCCACUGCCGCUGCCCCACAAGACGGGGCCGCCCGUCACUCCGACACCGACGCAGCACAUCCGGCUGGCAUCCCGCUCCUCGUUCAGCGACAAGGUGCGCAAGAACCCCGAGGUCCUCGUCGGGAUUGCCAAGGAGAUCGCCGCGCUCCCGCCGGAGUCCGAUGUGUGCAAAGUGCUGGACCGUUGGGUCCACUUCCUCCGGAAAGGCUCCCUGUCCAUGACCAUCCGGGAGCUCGGGCACAUGGGACUUCCCGAGAGGGCGCUCCAGACGCUGUGUUGGGCACAGGGGCAGAAGGCGGUGCCUCUGUUCCCUGAUGACCAGAUCCUCGCUUCGACCGUCGAGGUUUUGGCGCGCUUCGACGAGCUGAAGAUGGAGUCCGCACUUGAGGAGUGCGUCCCCUCGGCGAGCCGCGCUGUCCUCGAAGCCAUGGCGAGUGGGUUCAUCAGGGCAGGCAAAGUAGGCCUAGCACGCAAGCUCCUUGAACUUGCCAGGAUGAACAAGAGGACACUGCACCCGAGCAUCUAUGCGAAGCUGAUUCUGGAGGUUGCCCGGACACCUGAAGGCUACGGACUCACUGCUGCUCUGCUCGACGAGCUCGGUGAGAGGCCGGACUUUGACCUGCGACUGCAGGACUGCACGGCUGUGAUGAAGGUCUGCAUAAAGCUCAGGCGGUAUGCAGCCGUGGAGAGCCUGUUCAGCUGGUUCAGAGGGUCUGGCAGGGACCCAACUGCGGUGAUGUACACGACAGUGAUCCACAGCCGCUCCCGUGACGGGAGACACCGGGAGGCGUUGGCCCUGGUUUGGGAAAUGGAGCAGGCAAACUGUCUUCUUGACCUGCCGGCGUACCGGGUCAUUGUGAAGCUGUGUGUGGCAUUGCAUGAUCUGGAAAGGACUUUUCGGUACCUUUCGAGGUUGAAGGAGGCUGGGUUCGUUCCGACCAGAGACAUAUACUGUAAUGUGAUUGAAGGCUAUGCCGCAGCGGGGAGGAUGGCCAAGCGCCGGCAGCUGAUCAGGGAGGCUGAGUCAACCGGCGUGUUGCUGGACAGGAGGCUGGUUUCAAGCUUGUCUGAGAUGGGUGGUGGACGUUCUUGAACCAUUGGAAAAGUAAAAGUCCAGGCUUGUGUAAUUAUCUAUAGGUGGAAAAGUAAAAGUCCAGGCUGAGUCGAUUGAUGGUGAGAUAAUGUCGUUUGUUAUCAAAUGAUGUAAGUAGCUUAUUUUCCUCUAUUUUUUCUCUAUGCUACUUUGGAUUUAUUAUUUCUUUGAUCCUCUUUGUUGCACACAAAUUGAACUUCUAUUAGCUUGCUGGCCCCAGGGGGGAAACGAUCUUACGUGAGCCUGCAUUGGAAGUUGUGUUCUUGGUUUGUGGUUCUUGCUGUUUGAUUACUGUCUAAUUUGUGAUUAGUGUAGAAGUAGUGAGAGUUUUAGCCAAGCAAAAUGACAGGUUUCUCUUUGCCUCAGUCUCUCAUGGAAUAGGAGUCGUUGUGCUGCUAGAAAACCAUCACUUCCUGGUUCUCGUGCUGUUUGCGGGCUACUUACUCUGGGGCUGGUGAGCGAGGCCAGGUGGGAUGAGGUGGGACGACGAUAUUGUAUUCAAGAGCCAGGCUCGUGGAGAGACCAAGAUCAACGACACCAUCAGAAGUGAUUUUCACCGCAAGUUUCUGCAUAGGUACAUCAAAUGAUGCCACUGUAUGCUUUAUGUUGUAUGCUGAUAUGUUACCCUGUUCAUAAGUGUAAAGAAAAAAUCCACUGCUUGUGUAUUACUGAUGCUUUGCUGUGACCUCAUGAUCUUCCAUUAGUAUUUACAAUUUGAAUUCUUUUGGACCCACAUUGACCUGGAAAAUAUGUCUGUGGUCUACUCUAAGCGUGUGUGACUGCCCAGCAGUGUCCUGGAAAAUGGUUUUAUUUUUGUAGCCGAAUUCAUUGAGCGCUUGAGACACCAAUUUUCUUGUUGGCUUUCUCUUAGUGAAAAUGACUUUAAUUGAACUAGCAACCAAAGUUACUUCUCUAUUAGAUUUUUUUUCUGGUUUGGCUAGGUGGACAGUACUUAGUGACAGUUUAUAUGAGCAAACUGGCAGGUUACCCUUUUCCUCUGUUUCUCAUGGCAUUAGAGUCAUACUGCAAGGAGAUUGAUAUCCUGGUUCUCCAUUGUUGGCUGGCCACUUUUAAAAUGGCUGGCCGGGAGGAGCUAGGGAACAUUUAUUUUCUCACCUUUUUAGUUGGCGAGUCAGUUAGUGCCUGCACCGCUGCAUCUGUUGUAUUCUUACUGUUCAGAAUCUUCAUAGAAGAUGUCAUGAUUUUGUCGAUUGAUUUCGAGUUGAUGUUGCUUGUUAUUGAAUUUGAAUGAAGCAACUUGUUUUCCUUUCUAUUUGUUCUGUGUUCUACUUUGGAUCUAUUAUUUAUUCAGUCUUCUUCGUUACAUGCAAAUUGAAGUUCUUUUUGCUUGCUGGGUGCUGGCCCCUUGGGGGGAAACAAUCGUACAUGAGCCUGCAAUGGAAGUUAUGUUCCUGGUAUGUGGUUCUCGCUGUUUGAUUACGGUCUGAUCUGUCAUUAGUGUAGAACCAGUGGGAGUUUUAGCCAAGCAAAAUGGCAGGUUACCCUAUGCCUCAGUUUCUCAUGGCACCGGAGUUGUUGUGCUUCUCGGAGAUCAAUCACUCCUGGUUCUCAUGCUGUCUGCAGGCCACACCUACCCUAGGGCUUGUGAGCGAGGCUGCGCGAACAAGUUUUCCUUGGUUGAAUUAGUGGGCUGGUGAGCGAGGCUGGGUGAACAAUUUUUCCUUGGUUGAAUUAGCCAGACAGUUGUCCUCACUUUCUGGAGUAUUCUUGUGUUGUUGAGUGAUUGAGAUUUGCUUUUGUUGGCCAUGGCUGACUGUGUUUUAUUACGGUUCAGAGAAGAGAAGACAGAUGGUAAUAUGAUAUGUACUUAUCUGCUGAUUAUUCUGAUUUUGUUGGUUGAUA
Molecule: messenger RNA, 3692 nt
Organism: Triticum dicoccoides
Lineage: Eukaryota; Viridiplantae; Streptophyta; Magnoliopsida; Poales; Poaceae
Product: pentatricopeptide repeat-containing protein At2g01860-like
Exons: 2
Coding region: 399-1829 (476 amino acids)
Molecular function (GO): protein binding
Source: RefSeq, a predicted model, not a curated record